Chelonoidis abingdonii (Abingdon island giant tortoise) is the source of this 1675-nucleotide messenger RNA. RefSeq names its product prostaglandin E receptor 3 (gene PTGER3). Gene Ontology annotation, biological process: positive regulation of cytosolic calcium ion concentration; intestine smooth muscle contraction; negative regulation of gastric acid secretion. Gene Ontology annotation, cellular component: plasma membrane. NCBI's taxonomy places the organism in Eukaryota, Metazoa, Chordata, Testudines, Testudinidae. The record is from RefSeq and is a predicted model, not a curated record. Gene Ontology annotation, molecular function: prostaglandin E receptor activity.
AUGACGCCCCCCCAGCUCUGUGUGGGGGGCCGCUUCAACCACACCGCUCCCAGCAUGUGGGGCGGCGCCAGCACCACGCGGGGGGCCGACAACGGCACUGCGCGCCCCGCGGAGGGGUGCGGCUCGGUCUCGGUGGCGUUCCCCUUGAGCAUGAUGCUGACGGGCACGGUGGGCAAUGCCCUGGCCAUGCUGCUGGUGUCCCGCGCCUGCCAGCGGAAGGAGAACACGCGGAAGAAGUCCUUCCUGCUGUGCAUCGGCUCCCUGGCGCUCACCGACCUCACUGGCCAGCUCCUCACCAGCCCCGUGGUCAUCGCCGUGUAUCUGGCCAACAGGAACUGGCAGGAGCUGGACCCCUCGGGCAACCUGUGCGCCUUCUUUGGGUUCUGCAUGACCGUCUUUGGCCUCUGCCCCCUCUUCAUCGCCAGUGCCAUGGCCGUAGAAAGGACCCUGGCCAUCAGAGCGCCUCACUGGUACGCCAGCCACAUGCGAACCAGGGUGACCAAGACUGUCUUGCUCAGCAUCUGGCUGGCAGUGUUUGCCUUUGCCCUCCUGCCCAUAGCUGGCUUAGGGCGGUACACCCUGCAGUGGCCAGGCACCUGGUGUUUUAUCAGCACCGGGGACAACCACGGUGUGGGCAACACCUUCUUCGCUUCAGCCUUUGCCUUUCUGGGACUUUCCUCUCUGAUCGUCAUCAUGGCGUGUAACUUGGCCACAAUCAAAGCUUUAGUGGCUCGGUGCAGGACCAAACCCUCAGCCUCUCAGUCCAGCAAGCAGUGGGGGAGAAUCACCAUGGAAACACUGGUCCAGCUGUUGGGGAUCAUGUGUGUUCUCUUUGCUUGUUGGUCACCACUGUUGAUUAUGAUGUUGAAAAUGAUCUUCAGUCACAAGUCGGUUGAACAUUGCAAGCCAUCUGACAACACAGUUCAAAGCAUAGAACUGCAGAAAGAAUGCAAUUUCUUCUUGACGGCUGUACGCUUGGCCUCACUAAACCAGAUCUUGGACCCCUGGGUUUAUCUGCUAUUAAGAAAAAUUCUCCUCCGAAAGUUUUGUCAGGUAGCAAAUGCUAUCUCCAGUUGUUCUAAUAAUGGAUGGAAAGGGCAACCUGUCAUGUUAACCGAUGAAAUCAGACAGACAGCAGCAUGAAAGAAUAUUGAUACACCUUGCAUGCAAAUUACUUUUGACAGGUAGUCUUAAGCCUUACUGUGAAUUUGGGCAUCUGUGGCAUGCCGGUGUCUCCACAUAACUAAGCAUAGUAGUACUUUUGAAUGGACUUAGAAUGCCAGAUAAUUAUGUAUCUGGUUUGCCAACAAUACAUAAACAUAAACAAAGGAGUAUGGCCUGUUAUUUACAGUUACCUAAAAUUAUCAUAGCUAAAACCAUUCAAGGUAAAGAAUAUGACUUUUUUUCCGCUGUAUACAUCAUGUUUUCUGGGGAUUUUUCUUUCUUUGAAGGAGAAGAAUCAAUAAUUUUUAUGUCAGGUAACGUUUGAGACAGAUUCAACAGCUUAAGUUAUUGAAAAGACUCGUUACUGUACUUAAUUUUGACUCUAAGCUUAUCUGCUAGAUCUAGAUAUUAUUCCUACCUCCUUUUUGGGGGAAAAUGCAAGAGACUUGAGGAAAAAAAUAAUGAGUCCUUUUCUUUCUUUAGAUUUCAGUGAUUUGUUAGAAGAAUUGCC